ACAUGUCUGUAGAUUUUAUUUUUAUUUUUGGGUUUGUUUCAUGUUAAUUUCAUUAUUUCUUUGUGCUGUGUCAACACUGACAGUACCCAUCGGUCACGCUAAUAAAGCCCCUUGAAUUGAACUGAGCUGAGUAACGAGGGGUCUCUGAGCACGAGCGCAGCCCCCCCACUCUCCUCCCGUCACCACGGCAACCAAGGGGCUCGGCGCGAGAGAGGGAGAGAGAGGUACCCAGCCCCGAUCACGUGACCUCGCCAGCCUCCCUCGAGGGCACAUCACCGUCGCUUCUUGCGUUUUUUCAAAAAAAGAGGAGAGAAAGCGACAUCCCGCAGCCCCGCCGAGAGCCCCGGCCAGCCGUCCGGCGCCUGCGUGACCCGCACACGCACACGAACACGCACGACAGCGCGCAUCCGUGGGCUCCGUCCCGGACAAAGGGGGCAGAGGCGCGCUGUCGCGAGCGGAUAUACCCCGAGAGACGGACUGCAGCAGGCCGGGCCAGCAGCUCUGUCAGGACCGCGCAGGGUGUUCAGGGAUGUCUGAGGUGGUUCCCCCUGAGGUCCGGCCCAAACCGGCCGUCCCAGUCAAGCCCUCCGGCGUGGGGGUGGCGGGGCUAUCACAGGUGCCAGGGGGGUCUUCGCUGGGGUCGCUGGGGUCGCUGGGCUCAGGGGGGUCAGCGCUCCUGGGGUACGUGGGCAUCGACACCAUCAUUGAGCAGAUGAGGAGGAAGACCAUGAAGACAGGGUUCGACUUCAACAUCAUGGUCGUCGGGCACAGCGGCCUGGGGAAGUCCACUCUGGUCAACACGCUGUUCAAGUCGCAGGUCAGCCGCAAGUCCAGUGGCUGGAGCCGUGAGGACAAGAUUCCCCGAACGGUGGAGAUCAAGGCCGUGUCACACGUGAUCGAGGAGGGUGGAGUGAAGAUGAAGCUCACGGUCAUUGACACGCCAGGCUUUGGGGAUCAGAUUAACAACGACAACUGCUGGGAGCCCAUUGCGAAGUACAUCAAUGAGCAGUACGAGAAGUUCCUGAAGGAGGAGGUGAACAUCGCGCGGAAGAAGCGCAUCCCGGACACACGCGUGCACUGCUGCCUGUACUUCAUCUCCCCUACCGGACACUCGUGAGUACAGCUCGGCCCCGACACCCCGCUCGUGAGAACAGCUCGGCCCCGACACCCCG
Lepisosteus oculatus (spotted gar) is the source of this 1172-nucleotide messenger RNA. The record is from RefSeq and is a predicted model, not a curated record. NCBI's taxonomy places the organism in Eukaryota, Metazoa, Chordata, Actinopteri, Semionotiformes, Lepisosteidae.